AGUGAACCACUCCACUUCUGCUCUCAUACCCUCUUCUCGUGUUCUUUCUCUACAGCUUCCGUGUUUUUUUCUCACUCUAACAUCAACCCUUUCUUCUGCUUCUGUUCCACUUAAGUUUUGGUUUUUCUUGCACCCCCCAUUCUUCUUCUUGCUUUGAUUUUUCACUUCUUGGGUUUUUCUUGCUCUCUUUCGUUGACUUUUUAGUCUUGGAAAUGGAUAACCAAGAUCAAAGAAGAACUCAAGCUCACACUGCAGGUUUCUUUUUCUUGUGCAUUUUCUCCUUAAAGGGCUGGUCUCAACUUCCCUUUUCUGCCUUUCCAUUUUUUUAUUGUUUCUCUUUCUGGGUUUUGUUGGUUUGGUGUUUUCUUGUGAAAAGUCUUUGUCUUUCUGGUGGGUUUUCUUGGGUGUCUGGUUUUGGGAAUUGUGUCUGCUUUUUUUUUUCUUUGAAGUUUCUCGAGGUGGAGGUUUUUAUUUAUCUGUUUUUUCUUCUUGUUGAAGGACAAGAGAGUCAUGGAGUUCAUCUAUGUCACAAAUGUGGAUGGCCCUUUCCGAAUCCACAUCCAAGCGCCAAACACAGGCGUGCUCACAAGAAGAUCUGUGGAACCGUGGAAGGUUACAAACUGUUUCUCUCCGAGGGGCAAACCCAUUUGAAUGGUUCAGAUGAUGAACAUGUUUCUGAUGAUGAUCACAAAACACCAGGUUUGGUUGUGUCAGGUCCAAAUUCCUUGGACACAGGCAAAAAUGAGAAGGGCAAUGAUGGAGUUGGAGAAAAGUUAAUUAGAUCAGAGGAUGAUGUGUUUUCAGAUGCAGUUGCAGACUUUUCGGAUAGCGGAUUAAGUCCAGAAAUUAAGGAACGUUUGCAAGAAGAUAGUUUGGACUCAGGUACUGAUGUGGAAAGAGUUGACAUAAAAGAACCAAAAUUUUCAGGGUCUUCUGGGGACAAAGAUUUUGAUGCUGGAGAUGUAAGCCAGUUAAUUGUCAAGUCAACUGAAGACUGCCAAACUCAAAAUCCUAAUAUUUUGCGAAGUGAAAGUGAUGACGAAAGAAACACAGUGGAGUUGCAAGGUCAGUUGUCAGGCCCUAUUGUGGAUUCAUUAUCAAAUACCAUUUCAGACUUGAGGUCUGAAGAUUUGAUUAUCGUGGAUAGUGAUGAGUCAAGUGACUCACCUCCCAUCAAAGCUGAAGCCAUGCCCGAUACAUUGCCAGUAAAAAAUAUCUAUUCUGGUCAAAAUGUGGUAGAUUGGAGUUUGAUAUCUGAUGCAAAGGAGACUAAUUUGAAAGAAAAGGAUGAGAUCAAUUCCAACAGAGGCAUGGUUGAAUCUGUGGAAUCAUUUGAUAAUGUUGUCGGUGAAAAAUGUGAAGGAGUGUCUGAAAUAGCAGUUAGUGAUGUAGUUUCCUGGGAUCAUCAAGUGGGUGAUAGAUCUGUUCAUCUAAAGGAAAAAGAUGGUGCCGAGAUUAAUUCCAGCAGAGAUGUAGUUGAAAUUGUGGAAUCGUCUUAUAAUGCUGUAGGUGUAACGUUUGAAGGAGUGUCUGAAAUAGCAGUUAGUGAUUUAGCUUCCUUGGAUCAUCAAUUCAGUGAUGGAGCUGUUAAUCUAAAGGAAAAGAAUGAUGCUGAGCUCCUUUCUUUAUUGCCCCAAGGUCUUCUGGAGUCAAAGUCAGUAGUAAUCACAACUCAUGAUGGUCAGGGAGACUUUGCACAUGUGGUACAGUUUGCUACUUCUGUAGAUGACAAGAUUUCACAGGGAAAAGAAGAGGGAAAUGUUAAUGUUGAUCCACUUCUCACAUGCGAUGAUAGAACUGAUGUAGCACAUCAUCAGAGUGAAUAUGGUGAUUUUGAUCACAAAGGAGUUGUAUCCCAAAAUCCUUUCAUAUACUCAUCUGAGUCAUCAAAACAUGAGGAAGAUGACUUUAAGGAUGCAGUUACUGAAGAAAAUAAUUUUCAUUUCAACACAAGCAAAUUGAGUGAAAAAAGUGACGUCCUUUCUCCAGAUAUGCAUGUUGUAGAUAGAAGUAGCAUGAAGAUGGAGCCCAACAGUGAGCUUUUGCCUGAAAUGCAUGCUGAGGAGUGCAUCACAGUUGAAAGUUAUCAAAGAUCAGAUGAAAUUGAUGCAUCUACUAAUGCUAUGAAAACUGAGAUUAAUGAGAAUCAUCAUAUGGUUCAUUUCUCUGAAGUGCACAGACCUGACAAUGUUUGUGAAGAUUCCCAACAGAUAAGUUUACCAGAAGGUAGUUUAAUGGCCUUAUCAAAUGAGAGUCAGAGGGAUGCAUUCUUUGGGUCUGCAAUCAGUGAAACAACUAAUGUAAUAAACAGAGACAACAUCAAUUCUCAUGAGAAAAACAGAAUUGAAAUAAAUGAUGUAGCUGUAGAUGGCAAAGUUGUAGAUGUUACUGUAGAGAAUGUUGAUAUUAUUUUGAAAGAUGUCCAACCUGGUGAAAUCAUGCAAUCAGAAGUCAAGCAAUCAGAUUACUUAUUUAAAAGUGAUGAUGCUGGUGAAAUUGGUAAAACUGAAAGAGAUAUUUCUGAUGCUCAAUAUACAGAAAUGGCUGCUGUGAAAGAUACUUCAUCGCCUAAAUCUUCUAGCAGUCAUUUGGAAGUCCCAGCUAUUUCAGAGGUUGGAAAUGAUGGGCUUGUAAGAAAGUCGAAUGUUACUGAGUGCACAAUUAUAAAUCCACUGUCAGGUGCCCAGGAAGACAUAAAAGAAGAUGAAAUCAGUGUUAAUAUCAAACUAAAUGAAGAAUAUAACAAAUUUGUUGAUACAUCUGCUGACUUGCAUCAAGCACAAGAUGCAGAACUAUCAGUGAAGGCUGCAGAACAUGUUACACGGAGUUAUACAUCAUCUCCUUUAAAUACCGUGCCUUCUACUCAACAUGAUUCUGCUGUGGAUAAUCCUGGUGGAGAGCCUGGCAGGGAAGUGUCUGGAAUUACUGCUGUGCCUGUCCAAGGUCAAACUGGUAAUAACUUGGAUAAACUUAGUUCAUCUGGAGUUGAUGUUUCAAUUGACUCUGGUAGCCGGUGUGACAGUUUGGAAGGCAACUGGGGUUCUGUUUCAGUUCUCUCAAUGCAAUCCGAUGCACCAGCUGUUAUUGAAGCUGAAACUUUACCAUCAAAUGGGUUGCUGGCAUCAACAGAAGAAGGGAAAUCAAACUUGAACAACCCAAAAUCCGCUGCACCUGAGAGACAGCCGUCUGGAAAAUCAGAAAUGUUUGAACCACCAUCUUUCAUGACAUUGGUUGAACCUAGGCAGGUUAGUCCAAAAGCUUCUGAAAUCGAGAAGGGACAAAGUCCACAACAGCCAGAUCCCACUUCACAGGCUGGUUGGUUUCCUACUCUGACUCAGGUUGUUAACGAGUCUCAAGGGAGAAAGAAAAAUGAAGAAAUAAUAGCCAAGGUGACGAACUGGAGCACCAGUAAGGAACACACUAAUCUGAAGAGCCUCUUGGGUGAGGCUGCUCAUAGCAACAAGCCAAAAUCUCCAAAGGGGGAAGAAAAAUCAAUGAAUCAGAAGAAUAGUAAAGUUCCUGAAAACAAUGGUUCUGGAUUGACAACUGUUAACUCCAUUCUUGGUCCUGAAUCCCCGGCAGCACAAACGGUAAAAGGAGAUGCCGCGAAAGAAUGGAACUCUCCAGCAAGAUAUCCUGCAGACAUCAAGAGAGAAAAAAGGAAAGUCAAGAGUAGACCAUAUUGGAUACAAUUGGUGUGCUGCACAUCAGUGGAUCAUCAGCGAAGGUAGAAAAUUUCUAGGUGGUGAUAGUGUUCUUCCCUUCCACUGCUCUCCACUAUGAUGGUUAUUGACAUGCUAUUUGCAGUAUUGUCUGUUUUUAGUUUGUCUUUAGGUGCAUAUUUUGAUCACGUGUCUUCUGUUACAUGUUCCUAGGAGUUUGGUUGUAUAUGUUGACCGUCUUCAGUUAUUAUUUUACCUGUGCAAUCUUUCUAAUGUCACGUGUCAUUAUUUUGUCCAAAGGGCAUGUGGCUGUUAAGUUCAGAAAAUAUUGUCAUUGCCUAAAGAUUGUCUCAGAAUAACUACCAAGUUUCUGUCUGGUGGAAUACUACUUACUGGCGAGUGGGAGUUUAUAUUCGCUGCUAACUAUUUCUUUAUUUGUUGCAAUCU
Molecule: messenger RNA, 4109 nt
Organism: Abrus precatorius (Indian licorice)
Lineage: Eukaryota; Viridiplantae; Streptophyta; Magnoliopsida; Fabales; Fabaceae
Exons: 4
Coding region: 213-3731 (1172 amino acids)
Source: RefSeq, a predicted model, not a curated record